AUGGCUGCUAUGGCGGAAGGUGGCGCGGUAGUGCGCCAGGGCCACCUUCGUAAACUGAAGACCAUGAAGAAGAAGUAUUUCGUGCUACGCGCGGAGACGUCGGAAAGUUCAGCGCGACUUGAAUAUUAUGAAUCAGAGAAGAAAUUUCGUUCAGGGGCAGCACCACGCCGUGUGCUGCCAUUGAAGAGUUGUUAUAAUAUAACCAGGAGGUUGGACUUAAAACAAAAACAUGUGAUAGCAUUGUUUACCAAGGAAGAACAACUGUGUAUAGUGGCUGAAAAUGAGCAAGACCUGCAUGCUUGGCUCACAGCUAUUCUCAAACAGUUCCGCUCAGAAGAUGCAAGUGAAGAAUUACUUCAUCCCAUACAACACGUGUGGCAAGUGAACGUACAGAAGAAAGGCUUGGGUGUGUCCAAGAACAUCCAAGGUCUGUACAACCUGUGCCUCACCGACAAAACCCUCACCCUUGUCAAGAUUAAGAGUCACAACAACGUGAUCAGCGAUCUCGUCAUACCGGAGCGUGUUGAAUAUUCCCUCAAGAAUAUAAGACGAUGUGGCGAUUCAGAAUGUUUUUUCUACAUGGAAGUCGGUCGGCAAACCGCCACCGGAGCCGGCGAGCUGUGGAUGCACUCAGACGACUCUAACAUCGCUCAAAGCAUGCACUCCACUAUUUACCACGCAAUGAAAAACUGUGCGAAGGAGAAUGAAAACGAAAAGGAUCACGUAGUGUUACCCGCGAAGGGCUCAUUGAUAGAGGGCUCGAAUUCGCUGCCAACUCGGCCGCGGACGUACUCGGAUGUUAGAGCGAAGUCAGGCAUAUAUAAUGCCGAAAACCAACCGCCGAAUAACACACUAACGCCCGAAAAACCCGAUCCCGUGCGGAUCAUUAAACACCACCGGACAGUGUCCUUACCCACCGGCUGUUCGAUAUUCCAAGAACCCCUCAAAAUAGUCCAUGAGAGGACCCGAUCGGCCCCUCUCACCGGGGACGAGCUAGAUCGCGCCAUAUUAGAGAAGGCCGUAAUGCAUUCCUCAUGUAAAGCAGUCAAUGGGACGGACAUGUUCUCUACAAAGAAGACGCCGUGGUGCAGAAGAGCAAGCACCGGUACAAGGUUGUCGAAACUCUCGCCGGCGCAUACCAAGAAUUCGAAUGUGAUGCGCAAACGGUGCGACACGAUGCCGUCGCGCGCGACCUCGUCCUUCGAGCCGGAGAGGCCGCCGCCGCGCGAUAUUGACCUAGAUGGUAUGGACUCGUCGCGCGACGACAUCGACUCGAUAUCGGAGUGGUACCGCACGCCGCGCAUCCCCGAGGAGCCCGACUGCUGCGACCUCAUGUCCAAGGAUUUCAUGAGGUACAUGACGACGCGCGGCAGCUCGCACGCGCACUCGCGCACGUCGUCGCUGUGCGCGGAGGCGGAGGGCGCGGGGGGCGGCGACGGCGACGGGUACCUGCCCAUGGCGCCGGCGCACGAGCCGCUCGGCCUCGUGUCCUCCAGCGGCUCCGUCUGCAGCGGCACGCCCUCCACCGACCCCAGGUUCAGCGAGUACCAGCUGGAGCCGGCGACGUCGCACAUAUCGUCGGAGCGGUCGACGCGCGCCUACAGCGUGGGCUCGAGGCCGUCGUCGCGGCCCGAGCCGGCGCGCCUGCGGGCCUACAGCGCGGGCGCGCGCCGCUGCCCCGCGCCGCCGCCCGCGCCCGCUACGCCCACCCCCGCCGCCAGCGCCAGCGCCGCCGCCGCCGCCGCCGCCGGUGACUGGAUGGAGCUAGACUUCUCCUCCAACUCCCCCGCACCUAAGGUGAUCGUAGCGCGCACUCCCCCCGUUGCCGGUUUCCUCGAAAGACGCAACAUCGACGAGUACGUGGACAUGUCGCCGCGCAACGCCGGCUACGUGGAGAUGAGACCCGGGGACCUCCCUCCCACUCCCUCCUCCACCCCAGACGGCUACGUCGAAAUGACCUACGGCCGCGCCCCCACCCGCCCCAUAGCCAUCUCCACCCCUCGGCAACCACCCCCCAUAGCAUCCUCCCCGGAUGAAAGGAAAAGGAGACGCGAACCCCGAACUCCUCUCGGCUCGCAAACCCUAUUCCACAUGUCCAUGGAAUCCCCCUCCUCCCCUCCCGAGUCAGACAUAACCGAACUAGAAGAUGACCAUCAUUACCUAACGACAGUGAGGGAGCUGUCAGAAGAUGGCCGUAAAAGUCCUGAGUUAAGGUCCGAUAUGUGUACUGAAGUGUCGUCCUCGCCCCAGUACGUACAGUUAGUGGGAGGUAUCAACAUCGCGGGGAAAUCCUCCGAUACCGAGGAGAUACCGAAUAAUCCCACUGCGACCAAAACUAUCAUUAGACCGGAUGAUGUUAGAGAGGGCGUGGGCGUGGGCGCGCUGCACUACGCGGCGCUGGACCUGGAGCCGCGGCGCGGCGUGGCGGCGCCGGCGCAGCGCCUCUACACGCAGAUAGACUUCGUGCGUAGCGAGAACGCAAUACAUCAAAGUAUCUACGCCUCGGGGACGCCCCGCCUCGUCGCGUCUCGUCUCGCCUCGCGUCUCGCCGCACCGCAGUGUCUCGCCGAGACGCGCCUCCCCGUAGCGUGCGUUGUUCGAUGGAAGUGGAACAUUUCUAUACAUAUUGUUCGGUUAAGGCUUGUUGUCCAUUCAAUG
Messenger RNA from Brenthis ino (lesser marbled fritillary), 2658 nucleotides. The record is from the annotation of a GenBank genome assembly. NCBI's taxonomy places the organism in Eukaryota, Metazoa, Arthropoda, Insecta, Lepidoptera, Nymphalidae.